GAAAGAGAAAUAUAAAAUAUAAAAAGAAAGUGAGAGAGAGAGAGUGUGAGAGAGAGAGAGUGAGAGAGAGAGAGAGAGAGCACGGAUAUGGUAGGGGUACCCAACGCUGCACCUCAUUUACUUCUGAUUCCUUUACUUCCCACUCGUACUUCAUAUGAUAUCAUCAAAUUCACUUCACCCUUUCUUUCCUUUUAGUACUUCAUAUCUUUCUCACUCUACUGCACUUCACUUGCUUCUUGUCUCCUCUCUUUGUUAUUACUAUUAUUGAACAAUGACUUAAAGAAGUGAACUAGUACGAGAAUGAGUUAAACAAGUGAAGUGGUGAUUUUGGUUUUAUUAGUUAGAAUAAAAAAAAUGGAGCAAUAUGAAGUUCUAGAACAGAUUGGCAAGGGUUCUUUUGCUUCUGCUCUACUUGUAAGACACAAACAUGAAAACAAAAGGUAUGUGCUGAAGAAGAUCCGCCUUGCCCGCCAAACCGACAGAAUCCGUAGAUCUGCUCACCAGGAGAUGGAACUUAUAUCUAAAGUUCGUAAUCCAUUCAUUGUGGAGUAUAAAGAUUCCUGGGUAGAAAAGGGUUGUUUUGUAUGUAUCGUCAUUGGCUAUUGCGAAGGAGGAGAUAUGGCUGAAGCAAUUAAAAAGGCUAAUUGUAUUCAUUUUCCAGAAGAGCGGCUUUGCAAAUGGCUAGUUCAACUCUUGAUGGCACUUGACUACUUGCACGGAAAUCAUAUUCUUCAUCGUGAUGUCAAGUGUUCAAAUAUAUUCUUGACAAAAGAUCAAGAUAUACGUCUAGGUGACUUUGGUCUUGCUAAAAUGCUGACAAGUGAUGAUCUUACUUCUUCGAUUGUGGGGACUCCGAGUCAUAUGUGCCCAGAGCUUCUUGCUGAUAUACCCUACGGCUCUAAGUCAGAUAUCUGGUCAUUGGGAUGCUGUCUAUAUGAAAUGGCGGCUCACAAACCAGCUUUUAAAGCUCUUGAUAUGCAAGCACUAAUUAACAAAAUAAACAAGUCUCUAGUGGCUCCGUUACCAACAAUGUAUUCUGGCACUUUUCGAGGCAUGGUGAAGAGUAUGCUUCGGAAAAAUCCAGAGCUUAGGCCAAGUGCUGCGGAGCUACUAAAUCAUCCCCAUCUUCAACCUUAUAUACUUAAAGUUCAUUUGAAGCUAAAUAAUCCUAGAAGAAAUACUUUUCCAUUCCGAUGGACAGACUCAAACCAUGCUAGGAGAAGUCGAUUUGUAGAACCAGAAUCUGUUUCCACUCUCUCUGGCAGAGUUAAACGAUUGUCAUUCAGUAAUGAUAGGGCAUUGAAUCCUAGUAUUUCUGGAACUGAAGUAGGUUCUCUUUGUUCUACUCAAAGAGCACAAGGAUUCUCUACUUGUUCAAAACAUUAUGAACUAUCCAUUGGAUGUGUUCGUGACGAACACAAUACUAACAAAUCAAAAGACACCAAGCUAUCAAUUGUUGAUCGGAUGCAAAGACUGAGAGCAGCUAAUGAGUCUUCCAUCCCUCGGAGACAGACAACACCAUCAAAGAUAGCACAUACUAGUUCCAAGCGCGAUUCAUUUCCAGCAUCUUCUACUCCAGCUGGUAAAUUUACACCACCGUCUCGCAGAGCUUCCCUUCCCCUUCCUACAAGAUCCAAGGCCAUGACUACCCCUUACAGAGCCAACGUUGGUCUUCUUCGAAGUGUAGACUCUCCUAACAUUUCUGUUAAUGCGCCACGAAUUGACAAGAUGGCCGAGUUUUCUUUGGCCCCAGGUGAGGAUCAUCCUCUCUUCCCUGUGCGUGGAACAUCAUCAACAUCAGCUCAGUGCUCUUCUAGUUCCCCAAGGAGUGCUGCUGCUGCAGCUGCUGACUACUCAAUAACAAAGGACAAGUGUACAAUCCAGGUUAUGGACAAAUCCAGUGUCCCUUCCAAUGGUGCUCUAGUUUCAUAUGGCAAUGAAUCCUCCCAACACGUGGCAACUGCUGUUUCAAGUCAUUCCUCCGCUAAUUCUCAUCAGCGUAAGUUUGACACAUCAUCUUACCAGCAACGAGCGGAGGCAUUGGAAGGGUUGCUCGAGUUCAGUGCUCGGCUCCUACAACAACAGAGGUUUGAAGAGCUUGAGGUUUUGUUGAAGCCAUUUGGGCCCGAGAAGGUUUCUCCAAGGGAAACAGCAAUUUGGUUGACUAGGAGCUUUAAAGAAACUGUGGUUUAAGGUUUUCUUGUGCACUUUUAUAUCAUUAACGUGACAAUAGUGUAAACUAAUGUAGUACUUACUAUAUAUGACUUUGUAGUUUGAGGAAUAGCUUAGCUUCUAAUCUCAUUGUUGUUGGCACCAUUAGCAUUUUCUGAGUUGUCCACACUUCAUGGCAUAUGCACAAACAGUUUGUAAAAGGUUGGAUGACAUUGGUAAUAUAUUUAUAUUAAUGAUCAAAAUCUGUUUGUGAAAAA
This is a messenger RNA of Trifolium pratense (red clover), 2429 nucleotides long. Its product is annotated as serine/threonine-protein kinase Nek4-like. NCBI's taxonomy places the organism in Eukaryota, Viridiplantae, Streptophyta, Magnoliopsida, Fabales, Fabaceae. The transcript is spliced from 14 exons. The coding region runs from base 355 to 2193 and encodes 612 amino acids. Gene Ontology annotation, molecular function: protein kinase activity; ATP binding. The record is from RefSeq and is a predicted model, not a curated record. Gene Ontology annotation, biological process: protein phosphorylation.